Messenger RNA from Penicillium canescens, 756 nucleotides. RefSeq lists its product as uncharacterized. The transcript has a single exon. Lineage: Eukaryota; Fungi; Ascomycota; Eurotiomycetes; Eurotiales; Aspergillaceae. The record is from RefSeq and is a predicted model, not a curated record. Bases 1 to 756 code for a protein of 251 amino acids.
AUGUCGACCAAUUUGGAGCAUGAUGAUCUCGAAUCAUGCCACAGCCAAAAAACAUGCUCCACUGCUACCAGUCCCUUGGGGCCACUACAAACGUCCCACCUGACAUUUCCAUCUCAAAGCUAUCCCUCUCCACCCGCCAGAACCGUUUUGAAAGGCUACAAAUUCUACAAAGCAGAUCCUAGCCUAGAUGAAGCGGCAACCUGGGCAUGCGCAGAGCGAACCGAACUACGCAUGAAACAAGAACAGCUCUACGAGAUGAUCCAUGAGCGGGCAGAAGAUUAUUCUGCUAGACAGCAGUACAAAAACCUGAGCCGCGACCAGCGCGCUCAGGUCACCCAGCUGGCCGAAGACCAACGAGUGGAUUAUCCACGGAUGGAAUGGAGCUGUGUCUAUGCCAAAGAAAGCUAUUAUGCGAACAAGACUCGCAACCCCCAUCGAAAUGAUUUCGAGACAGUCUCCAUGAUUAUCAUUAUGAUGGGGAGACCCAUGGAACCGACAAAAUACCCCAGAACGCCUAUGGGAGAGUACGUGGAUCUUAGGAAGCAUUGUCAGCCUCACGAGGGUGACAUGAACCAUUCCAGGUCAUCCGUUGCAAAAAUAGGCCCGUCUGGGUAUUACAGAGUCCAAACACAGCAUUCUGUCCCAAAGCCAGUGAAACGGGACCUGAACCAGGGACCGGAUUCAAGACGGGUGGUGGCCCCAUCAGUGCUCUCGACUCAACUCGACUCAGGUCAGCUCCCGGUAUAUGACAAGUAA